Messenger RNA from Trypanosoma grayi, 1401 nucleotides. RefSeq names its product A/G-specific adenine glycosylase. Gene Ontology annotation, biological process: base-excision repair; mismatch repair. The record is from RefSeq and is a predicted model, not a curated record. The transcript has a single exon. Gene Ontology annotation, cellular component: nucleus. NCBI's taxonomy places the organism in Eukaryota, Euglenozoa, Kinetoplastea, Trypanosomatida, Trypanosomatidae. Gene Ontology annotation, molecular function: 8-oxo-7,8-dihydroguanine DNA N-glycosylase activity; oxidized purine DNA binding; purine-specific mismatch base pair DNA N-glycosylase activity. Bases 1 to 1401 code for a protein of 466 amino acids.
AUGCUUAACCGCCACCGGGAGGUACAGCAGGCUACCAUUGAAUGGUUUCACAACCACCAGCGACGGGACCUGCCUUGGCGAAAAUAUCCUUCUCUUACUUCUAGUGUAGGCGGUGUUGCAACAGGAGGAGUAGCUUCGUGGGCGCCAGACCCUUAUUACGUGUGGGUUUCGGAGGUUAUGUCGCAACAGACACAGAUGGAUACUGUCAUUCCCUAUUUCAAGAAGUGGGUGCAUCUGUUUCCUACAGUGGCCGCUUUGGCGGAAGCCUCUGAGGAGUCUGUCAAGGCAGCAUGGGCUGGCAUGGGCUAUUAUCGCCGUGCGCUGCUUUUAAAGAAGGGUGCUGAGUACGUGACGCAUCGCUUCGGUGGGAAUCUACCCGGAACGGCAGCCCAACUACGAGAGAUACCGGGCAUCGGACCCUACACAGCCGCCGCUGUUGCAUCUAUCUGUUUCGGAGAAAACGUUGUCUCUGUGGAUGGAAACGUAGUGCGAGUGCUGAGUCGGUUGCGAUGCGAAAGAGACUUUGACCCCAAAGUGGCGAAAAACAUCAAAGCAGUGAUGCAGUGGGGACAGGAAAUAAUGGAAGAUGCGCCUUCUGAGGAGCCAGGAGCCUUCAACCAAGGCUUGAUGGAAAUCGGCGCGAGGGUCUGCAAGCCAGCCGGUCGGCCGGUUUGUGGUGAGUGCCCACUGCAGAGGUUUUGUAGAGCCUACGCUGCGAGAGAGCGUGGUGAGAUCGAUGCCAUUGAGGGGGUUAUCCCGCUGAGGGCUUCCACAGUGAAGAAGAAGAAGCAGACUGUUCUUUGCGUAGUGCACGAGUUCUGUCACGUUGAAAACGGUGAGACGCCGUUAUCUCGGCGCUUUGUAGUCUUUCAGCGUCCUGAGAACGGGUUGUUAGGUGGGAUGCUGGAGUUUCCUUCUGCAAUCUGUGGUACCUCCUGCGAUGCCGCACCUAAAGAGAAGGAAGAGAAAGAACAAAAGGAGAAUAAUGCUGAUGAUGACGAUGAGAAAACUAUCGUGAAAUUGAAAGAACAGUUGAGUGCCGGGCACAAGGCCGUAGCGUCUGUAGGCUCUAUUCGGCAUAUUUUUUCCCAUAUUGACAUGGGGGUUCUUGUUUACCAUGCGGCGUGGUGUGGCACCACGCCGCAUCAUGGAGGGGAUACUACAGGCCUUAAAGUAGAAAAAGAUAAAAGUAGCUGGGCGGUUGAGCAGGAGGUGUGCGGCUUGCUGGCUGAAAGGCUUGGCGUUGCCUCGUCGCGUAUUUUUGUGAAGACAGAGGAGGAGAUCAAGGGCUCCGCCGCCAGCCGUCUGCUGCUUAAGAUUUUCCAAACGUUGCCGCUACCAGUUGGAGAAAGGGCUGUAACGGUGACACCAGUUCGCAAGCGCUUAAGAGGCAAGAUGUGA